AUGGAGAUGUCUCUGAACAACUCUCCCUAUCAUCCUCCCCUAUCCUCUUCCUCAUCCCGGCAGUCCCUGCACAAAGAAACACCCUCUCGUCCAGGCACCGCCUCUUCGCGGCCGAGUGAUCGACACUCAAGAGGGCAGCUGCCACCUGAGAGCCGCCCAUCAACAGACGAAACCCAUCAACUUCUAGGAACAAUUUCAUCACCCCGCCAAGAUGCAGUUCUGGAUGAAACCGAAGACCACCCCGAGGAAGGCCAAGAACAACCUCUAUCUCACCCCGCCUUCCAGCCGUUCUUCACCUUGAUUGAAGACGCCCAUACCUCAGACUACUACCACCCAACGGUCCACUACAUAUUCUCCGACGAUGACACCGGCAUCGUGACAGAGGCAGCCUUACGUAGCUUGGCCGUGCAGCAAGAAGCCCUCUCCGAUUCCAAGAAAGACCAGAUCGCGCAGACCCAAGCAUCCAAUCUUCAGGACGAGAUCAAAGACCCCUCCGACCCAGACCUAGCCAAGACCGCCUUACUCCCACCGCCCGUUCCAGGUGUUUGUGAAAACUAUGUAAUCCUGGACGUAGAGCCAUCACCACACACACCCGGGGCAGCACAAACCAGUCCGAUAACCGAACAACUAGCACCAGGGAAAGGCGGGGGUGGCACGAGGUCCAUAUCCUCGUCACCGGCGAACACUUCCGCCCUCCCACAGGAUCAGGGGCAGCUACACCCGCAGUAUCGCGUUACCGCGGCACAAAGCUUCUCGUCAACUUGGCAGGUCCUCAACACGGAGGUGGUACCGGCGCCAACCUUUGAGAAUAGUAAUCCUGGCGAGUUACCAGGACAUGGGUUGAUGUUGAAGAUACGUGGCACAGGUGGGCUGCCGAUUAAGGUGGGUGGAAAAGAUAAGGAGGGUACACUUGAGGAGAUGAUGGACCAGUUUGCGAAGCGGAUGAGCGAGUUGCAAGUUGUUAUCGAUGCUGCAGAGGUUGCGGACUCAAAGGGAGAACACGAUGAGGAAGAACUCGUGCAGCAUCCUUUCUCUCCAGACACAGCUGAAGAGACUACUCAGGGCGAGGGGGAUAGUGCGGCAUAUGCUGCAGAUGGUGAAGGGGAACAUUCUUGA
Penicillium samsonianum is the source of this 1116-nucleotide messenger RNA. RefSeq lists its product as uncharacterized. The transcript has a single exon. The coding region runs from base 1 to 1116 and encodes 371 amino acids. The record is from RefSeq and is a predicted model, not a curated record. Lineage: Eukaryota; Fungi; Ascomycota; Eurotiomycetes; Eurotiales; Aspergillaceae.